AUGCGUAGCAUACAACAAUUUCAUAUUACAGAUUUCGCUACUGAUAGAUUUACACCUGGUGAAGCUGUAGCUACUGAACUAUUCAAAAAUAAGAAAAAAAUACCAACUAAUAAUAGACAUCCAAUUGCUCAAGCAUCACAAUCACAAAAAAUCUACAUUCCACCUAAGAAUAUAUACAAUUUCCCUCCAAAUUUAGAAUCUAAUUAUCCGGGACCCAAACCAUAUUCAAGUAGUCCAAUUUCAAGUUAUAUACCACCACCAGCUGGUCCUAUAGAAAAAGAAACUGAUUUACCAAAAAAUCAAUUUUUAGGACCUCUUAGCCCUGAAUAUUUACCAUAUGAAAUGAAAAAAAAUGAAACAACCGAUGAAAAAAGAAUGACAAUGCCAGAAAUAUCAUCGGAUUCUGAAAAAGAUAAUAAAAAUAUAUCAGAUAUGGAUGAUCAUAAGAUGGAAAAUGCUCAAGUAGAUGAUAUGCCUGAGCAAGAUACACCUCCACCAUCUGAUUUACAUGAUUCACAUGAUAUUUAUCCACAUGAUUCACAUGAUCCACACGAUUCAUACGAUAUUCAUUCUCAUGAUCCACACGAAGUUCAUUAUUCUCAUGAUCCACAUGAAUACCAUCCUCAUCAUGAUUCUCAUGAUCCACAUGAAUACCAUUCUCAUCAUGUUUCUCAUGAUUCUCAUGAAUACCAUCCUCAUCAUGAUUCUCAUAGUCCUCCUGACAUACACGAUAUUAGUUAUCCUAUUCAUCAUAAACCACAUGAUCAUAUUCCACCAUUUCUUGAUUAUCAUAGCUAUGAUAAUCAUCCAAUAAAAUAUAAUGGUCCAUGGAAUCCUUGGAAUAAUAUUUAUAGUUCAUAUCCAGAUAUAAUUUAUGAUCAUGAUCAUUUUCAUCAUCCUAAAGAAACAACAACAUCAGCUCCAGAACCUCCUCCGCCACCACCACCAGAACCAGAAGAACCACAUACUGAACCAAGAGUGAAAAAAUACAGUUAUUUCUAUUUAGGUCGAAAAUUAUGGUAUAUUCCAUUAUAUUUCACAGUUUGGUUUAGUUUUUAUGUUUUAUGGUUGAUUGUAAAAUCAAUUGCAAGGCAUAAGGUUAACUUACCAAAUCAUUAUGUUGCAAGGGAUCUACAUAAACGUGAUUUAUUUAGUUCAUUAGAUGAACAUAAAUACAAAUAUAUAGAUGAAUUAACAAAUUUUGUAAUGAAAAGUAUUGAAAAAUAUCAAUAA
Condylostylus longicornis is the source of this 1233-nucleotide messenger RNA. RefSeq lists its product as uncharacterized. The transcript is spliced from 3 exons. The record is from RefSeq and is a predicted model, not a curated record. Lineage: Eukaryota; Metazoa; Arthropoda; Insecta; Diptera; Dolichopodidae. Bases 1 to 1233 code for a protein of 410 amino acids.